Messenger RNA from Morchella importuna, 957 nucleotides. RefSeq lists its product as uncharacterized. NCBI's taxonomy places the organism in Eukaryota, Fungi, Ascomycota, Pezizomycetes, Pezizales, Morchellaceae. Gene Ontology annotation, cellular component: lipid droplet; endoplasmic reticulum membrane; mitochondrial outer membrane. The transcript has 3 exons. Gene Ontology annotation, molecular function: 3-beta-hydroxysteroid 3-dehydrogenase (NADP+) activity. Gene Ontology annotation, biological process: ergosterol biosynthetic process. The coding region runs from base 1 to 957 and encodes 318 amino acids. The record is from RefSeq and is a predicted model, not a curated record.
AUGUCGGACGAUACACAUUUCUUCGCCCUCCUGACGGGCUCCAACAGCGGCCUCGGCCUCUCAAUCGCCCACCGCAUCCUCGACGAAUUCCUGAGCACCCACCCACCCACCCACCACCUCACCCUAAUCCUCACCACCCGCUCCGCCUCCAAAGGCGCCGCCACCCUCACCACGCUCACCAAGCACCUCGUGCACAACCUGCCGCCCACCGCCACCUCCCGCAUCACCCUCACGCACUACCAAGUCGACCUGACCAACCUCCUCUCCAUCACCGCGCUCGCCGCCGCCCUCUCGCGCAGCUACACAAAGCUCGACUACGUCUUCCUCAACGCGGGAAUGGGCGCCUUCACCGGCAUCGACUGGCUCAACGCCGUCACAAGCAUCCUCACAAAGUGGGUCCACGCGGUAACAUACCCGGCCUUCAAGCUGCAGGCCACGGGCUGGACCACGAAGCAGCCCCUGCCCCUCGAGGGCGAGCUGGGCAGCGUCUUCUGCGCAAAUGUGUUUGGCCACUACUACCUCACCGCGGAGCUCAUGCCGCUGCUCGGCCGCGGGCGCGGCCGCAUCAUCUGGACCAGCUCGCUCGAGGCCUACCCGUGGACGUUCAGCACCGCCGACAUACAGGCGCUCAAGGCCACGCACUCGUACGAGAGCACGCGCCGGCUCACCGAUGUUCUGGCGCUGACGUCGGGGCUGCCGGCGACGGCGCCUAGCUAUUCGGGUGCGCGGGCGGCGGUGUGGCUGGCGCUGGCGGGGGAGGAGGAGCUGGCGGAGAAGAAGGCGGAGAAGGUCAAGUGGGGGAGCAGUGUUGUGACGGGUGGGGUGGAGAGUGUCAAGGCGACGGAGGUGGAGGGGGAGGGCGGCGUGGAGUGGGAGGAGUUGGGGAGGGAGUGUUGGAGGUUGAUGGAGGAGUUGAGGGAGGAGUGGAAGGGGAAGUUGAAGCAGGUGGGGAGGUAG